AAUCUUCAUACAGGAGAACUGGCUGCUGUAAAAAUAAUCAAGUUAGAGCCUGGAGAUGACUUUUCACUGAUACAGCAAGAAAUAUAUAUGGUUAAAGAAUGCAAACACUGCAACAUAGUCGCCUAUUUUGGGAGCUAUCUCAGCCGUGAGAAGCUGUGGAUAUGCAUGGAAUACUGCGGUGGAGGAUCCCUCCAGGACAUUUACCAUGUGACAGGACCUCUGUCAGAGCUGCAAAUUGCUUAUGUGUGCAGAGAAACUCUUCAGGGUCUUGCUUAUUUGCAUAUGAAGGGCAAAAUGCACAGAGAUAUAAAGGGUGCAAAUAUUCUCCUAACAGACCAUGGAGAUGUCAAAUUAGCUGACUUCGGGGUAGCAGCAAAAAUAACAGCCACCAUUGCGAAGAGGAAAUCAUUUAUUGGCACCCCUUACUGGAUGGCCCCUGAGGUGGCAGCAGUGGAGAAGAAUGGUGGCUACAACCAGCUCUGUGACAUCUGGGCUGUCGGCAUAACGGCCAUUGAACUGGCAGAGCUCCAGCCACCCAUGUUUGACCUUCACCCCAUGAGGGCUUUGUUUCUAAUGUCAAAAAGCAAUUUUCAACCACCAAAGCUAAAGGAAAAAGCAAAAUGGUCAGCAACAUUCCACAACUUUGUGAAAAUAGCACUUACAAAGAAUCCAAAGAAGAGGCCAACAGCUGACAGACUGCUUUCUCAUGGCUUUGUAGGGCAGCCUGGCCUGUCAAGGUCUUUAGCAGUUGAGCUGUUGGACAAAGUCAAUAACCCUGACAACCACACACACUACAGUGAAGUUGAUGAUGAUGAUUUUGAGCCUCACUCCGUUAUCCGGCACACAAUCCGUUCCACCAACAGGAACAUCAGGGCAGAAAGAACAGCAUCAGAGAUCAACUUUGAUAAGCUGCAGUUUGAGCCUCCUCUGAGGAAAGAAACCGAAGCUCGGGAUGAAAUGGUAAGCACGAGUGGCAGUGACUUUGCUUCACAUUGGAAUCCUUUUGUUGAUGGUGGAAGCAGUGGAAAGUCAACCCUGAAGCGCGCUGGGCCUCCUCCACUGCCUCCCAAGCCAAGAAUAAACAGUUAUCCUGAGGAAAACCUCCCAGAUGAUGAGAGGUGUCAGACAAUAAAACACUUCCCAGACUCUCAGAACAGAGCCCCAGCGGCCCACAGAAGACAGAGUAUCCCAGUCUGUGGACCUCAGGCUGAUUCCUGCCCUGUUGGAAUGACCAGCAGCAUCAGCAAUGGGAAUGGAAUGCUGAAACUCAUCGAGGAAAAUGCAGAAGGGCCUGGACAAAUCCCUCAGCUGCCACGGAAAAAGGAGAAAAGAGAUUUCCCUAAACCAGCCAUCAAUGGUUUGCCUCCGACUCCGAAGGUGCUGAUGGGAGCCUGUUUUUCCAAAGUCUUUGAUGGUUGUCCUUUGAAGAUUAAUUGUGCCACAUCCUGGAUACAUCCCGAUACUAAAGACCAGUACAUCAUCUUUGGCACAGAAGAAGGGAUCUACACUUUGAAUCUGAAUGAACUUCAUGAAGCAACAAUGGAACAGUUAUUUCCCCGAAAAUGCACCUGGUUGUAUGUCAUCAACAACACCUUAAUGUCCUUGUCAGAAGGGAAAACCUUCCAGCUUUACUCCCAUAAUUUAAUAGCUUUGUUUGAACAAGCCAAAAAAACAGGAUUAGCUGCUCACAUUCAAACCCACAGAUUUCCUGACAAAAUAUUACCAAGGAAGUUUGCCUUAACAACCAAGAUCCCUGACACAAAAGGAUGCCACAAAUGCUGCAUAGUACGAAAUCCGUACACAGGCCACAAGUACCUGUGUGGUGCAUUGCAGUCUGGAAUUGUGCUGCUCCAGUGGUAUGAGCCAAUGCAGAAAUUCAUGUUAAUAAAGCACUUUGAUUUCCCUCUGCCAAGCCCUCUGAAUGUGUUUGAGAUGCUGGUGAUCCCCGAGCAGGAGUACCCAAUGGUGUGUGUGGCCAUCAGCAAGGGCACAGAGCCAAAUCAGGUUGUGCAGUUUGAGACAAUCAACUUGAACUCUGCUUCCUCCUGGUUUACAGAAAUUGGUGCAGGCAAUCAGCAGUUAGAUGCCAUCCAUGUGACUCAGCUGGAAAGAGACACUGUCCUGGUCUGCCUGGACCAAUUUGUGAAAAUAGUGAAUUUACAAGGGAAGCUGAAGUCAAGCAAGAAAUUGGCCUCAGAGCUGAGCUUUGAUUUCUGCAUUGAGUCAGUGGUGUGCCUUCAGGACAGUGUGUUGGCCUUCUGGAAACAUGGCAUGCAGGGCAAGAGCUUUAAGUCAGAUGAAGUGACCCAAGAGAUAUCAGAUGAGACCAGAGUUUUCCGCUUGCUGGGGUCAGACAGAGUGGUUGUGCUGGAGAGCAGACCCACGGAGAACCCCACGGCACACAGCAACCUCUACAUCUUGGCUGGACACGAAAACAGUUACUGA
Acanthisitta chloris (rifleman) is the source of this 2445-nucleotide messenger RNA. RefSeq names its product mitogen-activated protein kinase kinase kinase kinase 5 (gene MAP4K5). Gene Ontology annotation, molecular function: MAP kinase kinase kinase kinase activity; ATP binding. Gene Ontology annotation, biological process: protein phosphorylation. Bases 88 to 2445 code for a protein of 785 amino acids. NCBI's taxonomy places the organism in Eukaryota, Metazoa, Chordata, Aves, Passeriformes, Acanthisittidae. The transcript has 32 exons. The record is from RefSeq and is a predicted model, not a curated record.